Molecule: messenger RNA, 3372 nt
Organism: Mirounga angustirostris (Northern elephant seal)
Lineage: Eukaryota; Metazoa; Chordata; Mammalia; Carnivora; Phocidae
Gene: PYGO1
Product: pygopus family PHD finger 1
Exons: 5
Coding region: 679-2079 (466 amino acids)
Biological process (GO): kidney development; spermatid nucleus differentiation
Source: RefSeq, a predicted model, not a curated record
CGCGGGCCGUGGGGGCUGGGCCGAGGCGGAGCGCGAGGCGGCGGCGGCGGCGGCAGGCGCCGCGGGACCAGGCAGCGGCCCCCGCCCCCCGAAGUCCGUCCCCGCGCGGGGCUGGGGAGCUCAGGGCGGGGAAGCCGCGGGGCCGCGCCACGUCCCUCGCCCGCCCCAGAGCGCGUUUUGCAGGCGGCUCCAGGCCGGGGGCUUUUGUGUCUGCGACUCGGGAGCGGCGGGAGCGCAGACCUCCUCCUCAGAGGGCGCUGUGAGUGCGCCGCCUGGGCCCGGCCGCCCGCCUCCUGCCUCCCCUGUCAGCGGCUCCCGAGGCGGCGGCGGCGGCGAAGAAGAAGAAGAAGAAGAAGAAGGAGUGGGAGGCGGCGGCGGCGGCGGCGCACUCGUCCUCCGCACAUGCCGGCCCCGGGCGGGGGGCCGCCCCCAGGCCGCGCUCCCGGCCGCCGCCGCUGAGCCCGGCCAGCCCCCGCUCGCCGCCCGGCCGCCCCGAGGCCUCGUCUUCCUCCCAAACUUUGCAAAGUCGGCCCGCGUCCCCGCCGCCCUCGGCCGCGCCUCGGCUCGGAGGCUCGCCUCGCAGCCGCAGCGGCCCCGCGCGGAGGAGGAGCCGCCGCCGCAGCAUCAAAGAGACCGAAUUCCCGCGGCCUGGGGGGGAGUCAUGCUUUGCGGUCUGUAAUGUCAGCAGAACAGGAGAAGGAUCCCAUUUCGCUGAAGAGAGUUCGAGCUCAUUCGCGAGACAGCACAAUAGGCACCUCGAAGGGUGAGAAAGAAGCACCCCCCGGCAGAGACCACGAACGGUGCCCACCCCCCAAAAAUUCGGAGGCUGGGAAGUCCAAGAUCAAGGUGCUAGCCAAUUCACUUCCUGGUGGUGAUAGUGGACUGGAUGGGUUAGGAGGACCAGGUGUACAACUAGGAAGCCCAGACAAGAAAAAACGCAAGACAAAUACACAGGGGCCUUCUUUUCCUCCAUUGUCUGAGUAUGCUCCACCACCAAAUCCAAACUCUGACCAUCUAGUGGCUGCUAAUCCAUUUGAUGACAACUAUAAUACUAUUUCCUAUAAACCACUGCCUUCAUCAAAUCCAUAUCUUGGCCCUGGUUAUCCUGGCUUUGGAGGCUAUAGCACGUUCAGAAUGCCACCUCACGUUCCUCCAAGAAUGUCUUCCCCAUACUGUGGUCCUUACUCACUCAGGAAUCAGCCACACGCAUUUCCGCAGAAUCCUUUGGGCAUGGGUUUUAAUCGACCUCAUGCUUUUAACUUUGGGCCACAUGAUAAUUCAAGCUUUGGAAAUCCAUCUUACAAUAAUGCACUAAGUCAGAAUGUUAACAUGCCUAAUCAACAUUUUCGACAAAAUCCUGCUGAAAACUUCAAUCAGAUUCCUCCACAGAAUGCUAACCAAGUGUCUAACCCUGACUUGGCGUCUAACUUUGUCCCUGGAAAUAACUCAAAUUUUACUUCUCCGUUAGAAUCUAAUCAUUCUUUUAUUCCUCCCCCAAACACUUUCAGUCAAGCAAAAGCACCACCCCAAAAACAAGACUUUAGUCAAGGAGCAACCAAAAACACUAAUCAAAAUUCCUCUGCUCAUCCACCUCACUUAAAUAUGGAUGACACAGUGAAUCAGAGUAAUAUUGAGUUAAAAAAUGUUAAUCGAAACAAUGCAGUAAAUCAAGAGACUAGCCGUUCGAGUACCGCAGAAGCUACAAAUAACAGCCAUGCAAAUGGGACACAGAAUAAGCCACGACAACCUAGAGCUGCCCCAGAUACAUGCACCACUGAAAAAAGCAAUAAAUCCUCUCUCCACCCAAGCCGUCAUGGCCAUUCUUCUUCUGACCCAGUGUAUCCUUGUGGAAUUUGUACAAACGAAGUGAAUGAUGAUCAGGAUGCCAUCUUGUGUGAAGCCUCUUGUCAGAAGUGGUUUCAUCGGAUCUGCACUGGAAUGACUGAAACCGCUUAUGGUCUCCUGACUGCAGAGGCAUCAGCAGUAUGGGGCUGUGAUACCUGUAUGGCUGACAAGGAUGUCCAGUUGAUGCGUACUCGGGAAACUUUUGGUCCACCUGCAGUUGGCAGUGAUGCUUAAUCACCGGCAUUAACUAAAGGGUUUUUUGGUGUUUUUUUUUUCCUGUGUCUUACAGAGUUUCAGUGACACAGGAUUUUAAUGUUUUACAUUAUUUUUUUAAAUGCACACACAAAAAGAUUAUUUACCUUUUAGUUUUUAUUAAUAUUCUACUUCAUUACCAGUGCAAAUUUUGUGUUGUCUUUGUUUGCUAUCUUAAAUGAGAAUAAUGUAUAUGGGGGUGCUUUAGAAAGUACUAUACAAAUAAAUGUUAGUUGUUGUUGUUAAUCAUAAAAAAGCCUCUUGAAGCUUCAAAAUAAUAUAUAGCAAAUAUAGGCAAAUUUUGACUUUUAAAAGUUAGAAUCAUUGAAAAAUGUACAUUGCAGAGCUGAACUUUGGCAAUAUCACAUUAAAUGGUUCAAAAAAUUUUUCAAGGAUCUAUUUGACAUGUUUUCAGAAAAAACUGUGUAGUUAUAACAUGGAAGAAAGCAUACAUUUUAAUGAAUGUUUUAAAAAAUAAUAGAUAUGUUACCAGAUUUCUUCCCACUAGGGUCCUUGAAAUUAGUGACGUUCCUAUUUUCAAGUCAGUCUUUUCAAGAUAUGUUUGUACAGAUAUGAGACAGAUGUUAGUAUAUAGUAGAUGCUCAGUAAGUAUUUGUUGAUUAACUUGUGGAUUGUACCACAUGAAAUUGCUAAUAUUAUUAGAUCAGUUGAAAAAUGACUGCAGUUGGUAGAGUUGAAGUGAAGUAUGUUUCUAGUUGUGCUGUUUAGAAUUAUAAUAGUAUUAAGCUCUUCAUUCCGUUUCCUUUGAUUAUUGAGUUGUUUUGUUACUGUUUUCCAGAGAAAUAACAUAGCAUCCUCGGAAGAAUUGCAAAUACUCCUUUUAAUAUGAUUUCAAGCCAGGACAUAACUGCAAAUGACAUAGGUGAAACAUCAAGUUGGCCUUAGAAGGCUCAGCUGGUGAAAGAACUGCUCAGUGGUGGUUUGGAAAGUCUUUUUCUGGGGAUCUGGAUUCAAAGACAAGCCUCAGGGGAGAUCAGAAUCCAUUUUGAGCAAAGACCAAUUAAGAGCCAGGGUGAAAGCUAACUUACAAACGACAAUUUCAAGGCCUUGAAGUAGACAGAGUUUCUGUUGUGACUGGGGAAAGUGUAAAGACGGACCCAAGAACAUCCUCCUGGGAGAUGAUCAAGAACAGAGACAGUCAGAGGUGUACUGUUAAGAUUCAAAACUUCAGUGGAAACCUGUUUUUAGAGCGGAUCAUGACCUGUGACCAAAAAACCCCCCAAAAAACAAAACAAAACCCACAAAAAACAACCC